Messenger RNA from Desarmillaria tabescens, 672 nucleotides. RefSeq lists its product as uncharacterized. The transcript has 5 exons. Bases 1 to 672 code for a protein of 223 amino acids. The record is from RefSeq and is a predicted model, not a curated record. NCBI's taxonomy places the organism in Eukaryota, Fungi, Basidiomycota, Agaricomycetes, Agaricales, Physalacriaceae.
AUGCCUGGGCUCCUGCAGUUUAUUACCGAGACUCAGGAGGUGGAUUAUUCGUCAACUGGGGCAUUAGCGGAGGAGGUGAGACUAUGGCUACCCUCCUGCAUACCAGGUGGAUCACAGGAGCCAGGUUCGAUUCGCCACAUCUUGCGCUUGAAAAUGCGGAUGGUCGAGUACAAGAACAAGAACGUACGAGAUCCAGAUCGUCUCCAUAAAGGAACAGGUCGCCGAGGAACGAAUGAAGAUAGCUGGGAGCCAGGAUUGGUUCCCGAACUUCCUGAACCCGGCAUCGAUCUGUAUCAAGAUAGUCGAGAAAAACGCGAUGGGACUGGCCAAACCUGGCGUACUCUUUCUUGGAUUUGGACAAUGACGAAGAUCAACCUAGUGGAUGGGGCUGAUGAAAAUGACGAUGAAGUGCUACAUUUCGGAAUGGUGUUCGCAGUCGUGCAAGAGCACAUCGGGCACAACCUUGAGGUUCUUGGAAUGGCGAGAGGGAGUGGUGGAUGCAACGGCGGGAUGCGCACGAUGGACGAAUGGAGAAUGCGCCGCGUUCCGAACUGCAUCCCAGCGAUGACUGAUGAUGCCAGCAGCGAUGGUGAUAGGGAUGAACAAAACAUCGGGAUUUGGAGUGAUGAGGAGGAGGUGGAGCUGGAUGAGGAGGAUUAUGCGGAUCUCUGA